AAACUAGCUAGGGGAGGACCUCCAGCUACCAUCGUGGCCAUUGAUGAAGAGAGUCGGAAUGGGACAAUUCUGGUGGACAACAUGCUGAUUAAGGGAACUGCCGGAGGACCAGACCCCACCAUAGAGCUCUCUUUAAAGGACAACGUGGAUUACUGGGUGUUGCUGGACCCUGUCAAACAGAUGCUUUUCCUGAACAGUACCGGAAGAGUUCUGGAUAGAGACCCACCAAUGAACAUACACUCCAUUGUAGUGCAAGUCCAGUGUGUCAACAAGAAGGUGGGCACAGUCAUCUAUCAUGAAGUACGUAUUGUGGUGCGGGAUCGGAAUGACAACUCACCCACGUUCAAGCACGAAAGCUACUAUGCCACUGUGAAUGAGCUCACUCCGGUUGGCACCACAAUAUUCACGGGAUUUUCAGGCGAUAAUGGAGCUACAGACAUAGACGAUGGCCCUAAUGGACAGAUAGAAUACGUCAUUCAGUACAACCCAGAAGAUCCGACGUCCAACGACACCUUCGAAAUUCCGCUGAUGUUGACUGGCAACGUGGUGCUGAGGAAAAGACUCAACUAUGAGGACAAGACUCGCUACUACGUCAUCAUCCAAGCGAACGACCGUGCACAAAAUCUGAAUGAGAGGCGAACAACCACCACCACCCUCACAGUAGAUAUUCUAGAUGGAGAUGACCUUGGACCUAUGUUUCUGCCUUGUGUUCUUGUGCCAAACACCCGUGACUGCCGUCCACUCACCUACCAAGCUGUCAUUCCUGAGCUGAGAACUCCGGAAGAACUGAACCCUAUUUUGGUGACCCCACCUAUCCAAGCCAUUGAUCAGGACCGAAACAUCCAACCACCAUCUGAUCGACCUGGCAUCCUCUACUCCAUCCUUGUCGGCACCCCUGAGGAUUACCCCCGCUUCUUCCACAUGCAUCCCAGGACUGCAGAACUUACUCUCCUGGAGCCAGUAAACAGAGACUUCCAUCAAAAAUUUGAUUUGGUUAUUAAGGCCGAGCAGGACAAUGGCCACCCGCUGCCUGCCUUUGCUAGUCUCCACAUCGAAAUCCUGGACGAAAACAACCAGAGUCCAUACUUCACAAUGCCCAGCUAUCAAGGAUACAUCCUGGAAUCCGCCCCAGUGGGAGCCACCAUUUCUGAGAGCCUAAACUUAACCACCCCUCUGAGAAUUGUAGCUCUGGACAAAGACAUAGAAGACACUAAAGAUCCAGAGCUCCAUCUUUUCCUGAAUGAUUACACCUUGGUCUUCACUGUGACACCCACCGGUAUCACCCGCUACCUCACCUUGCUUCAACCUGUGGAUAGGGAGGAACAGCAAACCUAUACCUUUCUGAUAACAGCAUUUGAUGGCGUGCAAGAAAGUGAGCCCGUCGUGGUCAAUAUCCGAGUGAUGGAUGCAAAUGAUAACACGCCCACCUUCCCCGAAAUCUCCUAUGAUGUCUACGUUUACACUGACAUGAGUCCUGGGGACAGUGUGAUUCAGCUGACGGCGGUAGAUGCUGAUGAAGGCUCUAAUGGGGAGAUCUCCUAUGAAAUCCUGGUGGGGGGCAAAGGAGACUUCGUGAUCAACAGGACCACGGGGUUGGUGAGCAUCGCACCAGGAGUGGAGCUGAUCGUGGGACAGACAUACGCACUCACAGUGCAGGCCUCGGACAACGCCCCGCCUGCAGAGAGAAGGCACUCCAUCUGCACCGUGUACAUUGAGGUGCUGCCUCCCAACAACCAGAGCCCUCCCCGCUUCCCACAGCUGAUGUACAGUCUGGAAGUCAGCGAAGCCAUGAGAAUCGGCGCUGUUUUAUUAAAUCUGCAGGCAACUGAUCGAGAGGGAGACCCGAUCACAUAUGCCAUCGAGAAUGGAGACCCUCAGCGAGUUUUUAAUCUUUCGGAAACCACAGGGAUUCUCAGCCUAGGGAAGGCUCUAGACCGAGAGAGCACGGACCGCUACAUCCUUAUUGUCACAGCCUCAGACGGCAGGCCGGAUGGAACCUCAACAGCCACUGUGAACAUAGUGGUAACAGAUGUCAAUGACAACGCUCCUGUGUUUGAUCCCUAUCUGCCCAGGAACCUCUCUGUGGUGGAGGAAGAGGCCAAUGCCUUUGUGGGUCAAGUCCGGGCAACAGACCCAGAUGCUGGGAUAAACGGCCAAGUGCACUACAGCCUGGGGAAUUUCAACAACCUCUUCCGCAUCACAUCCAAUGGCAGCAUCUACACAGCCGUGAAGCUGAACAGGGAAGCCAGGGACCACUAUGAACUGGUUGUUGUGGCAACAGAUGGAGCAGUGCACCCUCGACAUUCAACUCUGACACUGUACAUCAAGGUUCUGGACAUUGAUGAUAACAGUCCUGUUUUUACAAAUUCAACAUACACGGUUGUCGUUGAGGAGAAUCUGCCAGCCGGGACCUCCUUCCUUCAAAUAGAGGCCAAGGAUGUUGAUCUUGGAGCCAAUGUGUCGUAUCGGAUCAGGAGCCCGGAAGUGAAGCACCUUUUUGCAUUACAUCCAUUUACUGGGGAAUUGUCUCUUCUGAGGAGUUUGGAUUAUGAGGCGUUUCCUGACCAAGAGGCAAGCAUCACAUUCUUGGUGGAGGCCUUUGAUAUUUAUGGGACGAUGCCACCUGGUAUAGCAACGGUCACAGUAAUUGUGAAGGACAUGAAUGACUACCCUCCAGUUUUUAGCAAACGCAUCUACAAAGGGAUGGUGGCUCCAGAUGCAGUCAAGGGGACCCCAAUCACCACCGUUUAUGCUGAAGACGCAGACCCACCUGGGUUGCCUGCAAGUCGGGUGAGGUAUCGAGUGGACAAUGUGCAGUUUCCGUACCCAGCCAGUAUUUUUGAUGUAGAGGAAGAUUCCGGAAGAGUGAUAACCCGAGUCAAUCUUAAUGAAGAGCCUACAACAAUUUUUAAGCUGGUGGUUGUGGCUUUUGAUGAUGGCGAGCCUGUGAUGUCCAGCAGUGCCACUGUGAGAAUUCUUGUCUUACAUCCUGGAGAGAUCCCACGUUUCACCCAAGAGGAAUACAGACCUCCUCCUGUAAGUGAGCUUGCUGCCAGAGGGACGGUAGUUGGUGUCAUUUCUGCUGCCGCCAUCAAUCAGAGCAUCGUGUACUCCAUUGUGGCAGGAAAUGAAGAAGAUAAGUUUGGGAUCAACAAUGUCACUGGUGUCAUCUACGUGAAUUCGCCAUUGGAUUAUGAGACAAGGACCAGCUAUGUGCUCCGGGUACAAGCAGAUUCUCUGGAAGUGGUCCUCGCCAAUCUCCGAGUCCCUUCAAAAAGCAAUACAGCUAAGGUGUACAUCGAGAUUCAAGAUGAAAACGAUCACCCCCCGGUGUUCCAGAGGAAAUUCUACAUUGGAGGUGUGUCUGAAGACGCAAGGAUGUUCGCGUCUGUGCUUAGAGUGAAGGCCACCGACAGGGACACGGGAAAUUACAGUGCCAUGGCCUACAGGCUCAUCAUACCACCGAUUAAAGAGGGCAAAGAGGGCUUUGUGGUGGAAACAUACACAGGGCUCAUCAAGACGGCCAUGCUUUUCCACAAUAUGAGGAGAUCCUACUUCAAGUUUCAAGUGAUUGCCACUGACGACUACGGGAAGGGGUUGAGCGGGAAAGCGGACGUACUGGUCUCCGUGGUCAAUCAACUGGAUAUGCAGGUCAUUGUCUCCAAUGUACCCCCUACGUUAGUGGAAAAGAAGAUAGAAGAUCUUACAGAGAUUUUGGAUCGCUAUGUUCAGGAGCAAAUUCCUGGUGCCAAGGUUGUGGUAGAGUCCAUAGGUGCCCGUCGCCAUGGAGACGCCUUCUCCCUAGAAGACUAUAGCAAGUGCGACCUGACUGUCUACGCCAUCGACCCUCAGACCAACAGAGCCAUCGACAGAAAUGAGCUUUUUAAGUUCCUGGACGGCAAACUGUUGGACAUCAAUAAAGACUUCCAGCCGCAUUAUGGGGAAGGAGGGCGCAUUCUAGAGAUUCGGACUCCUGAGGCAGUGACGAGCAUCAAGAAGCGAGGAGAAAGCUUGGGGUACACAGAAGGGGCCUUGCUGGCCUUGGCCUUCAUCAUCAUUCUCUGCUGCAUCCCAGCCAUCUUGGUCGUCUUAGUGAGCUACCGACAACGCCAGGCUGAGUGCACGAAGACCGCAAGAAUUCAGUCUGCCAUGCCUGCAGCCAAGCCUGCAGCUCCUGUACCUGCUGCACCCCCGCCCCCGCCACCACCACCACCACCGGGAGCACAUCUCUACGAAGAGCUGGGAGAGAGUGCCAUGUAUGAGAUGCCCCAGUAUGGAAGUCGCCGCCGACUGCUGCCACCUGCUGGACCGGAGGAAUACGGUGAAGUCAUUGGUGAAGCUGAAGAAUAUGAAGAGGAAGAGUGGGCAAGAAAAAGAAUGAUCAAGUUGGUGGUCGAUCGGGAGUACGAGAGCAGCUCCGCUGGGGAAGACAGCGCCCCUGAGUCGCAAAGAAGCCGAACUCACGAGCCCAGGGGCCACAGCAAUGUCAAUGGCAACAUCUACAUUGCGCAGAACGGUUCCGUGGUGAGAACGCGCCGUGCCUGUGUCGCUGAUAACUUGAAGGUGCCCUCCCCUGUGUUGCUUGGGAGGCAUCUGAAGAAAAUAGACAAGAUGGCAGGGACACGUGAGGAGAAUGUGCCCCUGAACACACUGUUCAAGGGGCCAUUUUCCACAGAGAAAGCGAAAAGAACCCCAACUCUGGUCACAUUUGCUCCCUGUCCUGUGGUGGCUGAGCACUCGUCAGUGAAGCCAUCGGGGACCAGGCUGAAAACCACAGCUGAGCAGAAGUCCAUGGUAGACAGUAGGCUCUCUAGAGAGUCGAUGGAAUUCCACGGUGACAACACACCAUCAGAUGAGGAAGAGCUCUGGAUGGGUCCGUGGAACAGCCUCCAUAUACCAAUGACAAAACUCUGACCAAUAAAAAUAAUAAUAAUAAUAACUUAGUUUUUACUUGUUUUUAAUGAACUCUGCUUUUUAUUGUCACAAAAAAAAAAAUCGACAUAUGGGGUUUAUCACAUGUGCACAACCUAACACGUCGAGUGAUCUGCUUUACAAUAAAAAGAAAGAGAUAUCAUUUGUAUCGAUGAAUUGUUAGCCCCAGAAAAACCUUUAUGGACAGACUGAAUUCACUAAAUAACAUCACUUCAAAGUCCGGUUGUUUAGUUGCAUCUUAAAUUAGGGUUUUUUUUUCCAUUGAAAUCAACAAGGACUAACUUAGUAGAAAUCAUUUUUUUUUUUUUUUUGCUUAACAUAGAUUAUACUCCAUUUCUAGAUUGACAGCACAUUUUUCGGCACAUGUCAUUUUAUUUUCUACGGGGGUAACGGAUUUUUAUAGGUACGAGAUUUAUACAGCUACUGUCUGUACUGCGCUGACUUUAUAAAAGAAAAUAGGCUUAGAAAGCAGCGGGUACGGGUGGAAAUCACUUGUAAGUUAUUUUUAAUCCUGAAGUUACUUUAUAUAGUAUCCAACAAUGUAGUUUUAAAGAUUUUUGAAGGCAUACUUUUGGCCUUAGGACGAACAUUCGAGGUCAAAGCUUUUGUAAAAAAAAAAAAAAAAAAAAAAACUGAACAAAAAAAA
Molecule: messenger RNA, 5578 nt
Organism: Grammomys surdaster
Lineage: Eukaryota; Metazoa; Chordata; Mammalia; Rodentia; Muridae
Gene: Pcdh15
Product: protocadherin related 15
Exons: 31
Coding region: 82-4914 (1610 amino acids)
Biological process (GO): inner ear development; homophilic cell-cell adhesion; sensory perception of sound
Cellular component (GO): stereocilium; plasma membrane; desmosome
Molecular function (GO): calcium ion binding
Source: RefSeq, a predicted model, not a curated record